Trichoderma harzianum CBS 226.95 is the source of this 1131-nucleotide messenger RNA. RefSeq lists its product as hypothetical. Bases 1 to 1131 code for a protein of 376 amino acids. NCBI's taxonomy places the organism in Eukaryota, Fungi, Ascomycota, Sordariomycetes, Hypocreales, Hypocreaceae. Gene Ontology annotation, cellular component: transcription factor TFIIF complex. The transcript is spliced from 3 exons. Gene Ontology annotation, biological process: transcription by RNA polymerase II; transcription initiation at RNA polymerase II promoter. The record is from RefSeq and is a predicted model, not a curated record.
AUGGCCGACUCAGGGUUCGUCAAGUCCGAGUUCGUCAAGCCCGAGCCGGCGGCAUCGCCAAUGGCAAUUGACGAGGACGACCUCUUCGAAGAUGCCGGCGACCUGGAUUUCUAUGACAAGACAACUCCUGGAAACACAUUCGAGACACUGUAUCUUGCGCGCGUCCCCAAGUACAUGUGGGAUGCUUGGAUCAAGCUAACGGAGAAGCUUGGCGACGAUGACGAGAUCCAGAUCGGCACGCUACGAACCUGGAACGAGCCACAGAUGGACUCAAUGACAGAUGGAAGCCCUCGCGAACUCACCAAACUACGCAUGCUUCUCACAGCAAACACUCCCGAGCAUCAGCUUCUGCCUCGCGAGUACGACCUGGAAAUCCUCGACCAGGAUGUGAAUAAUUCCUUCAUCUUCAGCGAAGAAGAUUUACCGGGCUUCAAAUCCAAGAACAAGGCGCGCGCUGAUGCUGCAAGUGCCGGUAUACCACUGGCCCUUUUACGAUCAAGAGGAAACGGCAAUUCCGAGAGACCAACCUACGAUCGAAGGAGCAGAUACCAACCCUAUUACCGCAAAGCUAUUCCGAAGAAGACGAAAAUCUUUGGCAAGAUUAGAUAUGAUCUACGCGUCGAACCACGGAAUCUUCGAGAGGAAGAAGAGCUCUUGGCGAAGCGUAUUUUCGAAGCAGAAAACUCCAAGUCGAAGCUUCAAAUCAUUAGCAGAAACAAGGCCUCUUCCAUUAUCAACCCCGGAUCUGCAGGCUCUGUCAGCUGGGGAGGCAACUUCAUUAAAAACGCUCCCUCCACCGUCAAGCCCAAGAAGGGCGAAAUUCUCAAGGCAACUCGUAUUCCGAAAAACCAGCUUCUCGAUCUUAUUUUCGAUUGUUUCCGUCAAUAUCAGUAUUGGUCAAUGAAGGCACUGCGACAGAGAACUCAGCAGCCGGAUUCGUACCUACGCCAGGUCUUGGAAGAAGUUGCCGUGCUCAACAAGAGUGGCCCGUUUGCCAACCACUACUGCUUAAGUGAAGCAUAUCGAGAUAAGGGUGGUAACGAUGCCAAGGAGGCUGCUGCGGAGGCCUUGGAUGACGAUGGGGACGACGAUGAGGGAGAAGAAAUGGAGGAUGUUCUGGUUAUGCAGUGA